Messenger RNA from Esox lucius (northern pike), 6334 nucleotides. It is a transcript of the gene agpat2, whose product is annotated as 1-acylglycerol-3-phosphate O-acyltransferase 2 (lysophosphatidic acid acyltransferase, beta). Bases 262 to 1083 code for a protein of 273 amino acids. NCBI's taxonomy places the organism in Eukaryota, Metazoa, Chordata, Actinopteri, Esociformes, Esocidae. The transcript is spliced from 6 exons. Gene Ontology annotation, molecular function: 1-acylglycerol-3-phosphate O-acyltransferase activity. Gene Ontology annotation, cellular component: membrane; endoplasmic reticulum. The record is from RefSeq and is a predicted model, not a curated record. Gene Ontology annotation, biological process: phosphatidic acid biosynthetic process.
GUACAUUCGGAACCAGUACAUUUUGUUAACUUUCAUCAUCAUCAUCAUCGACUGUAAACUGUCGUUUAUUUUUUGUGCACAUUUGAAAUUGUUAUUUAGAGAAAAAAGUGUGAUUCAUCGAAGAUGCACAGAUGUUGUUUGAGGGUGUUGUAAUGUCAAUACCAUAGUGCCGCUCACGCUUUCACACUAGCGUUAGCUGUCGUUAGCCAACAUCAUCAGAGACCCUUUUGCUGGCACUAGCCUAUCCGUGGAGCAGUCAGUAUGGAUGCGUUCUGGGUGUUUCUACUGCUGUUGGUUCCACCUUUGCUAUGGACCAGCAGUACCUUUGUUUUUUAUUUCAAAAAGUAUUUCUACGUGGCAUAUAUGAUGCUUUUGGCUGCAUUCGCGAUUCCAGUUAGUAUUCUCAAAAGCGGUGGCAGAGACAUUGAAAACAUGAGGGUGAUCCGUGCUCUGGUUCGCCACGUGAAGUACUUUCUGGGUCUGAGGUUCGCUGUGAUUGGCUUGGAACACCUGCAGACUGAGGGACCGUACGUCAUCAUAUCCAACCACCAGAGCUCCCUGGAUGUACUGGGUGUAAUGGAGGUCCUCCCAGAUCGCUGCUCCAUGGUGGCCAAGAAGGAGCUGGUGUACGCUGGCACCGUGGGCAUUGUGAGCUGGCUGGGCGGCAUCGUCUUCAUCAACCGCAAGAAGACCAGCGACGCCAAGAGUGUCAUGGCCGACGCUGCAAAGACCAUGCUGGAUGACCAGAUCCGUCUGUGGGUGUUCCCUGAGGGAACGCGGAACCAGAGUGGCGAUCUACUGCCCUUCAAAAAGGGUGCCUUUCACCUGGCAGUGCAGGCACAAGCUCCCAUCAUUCCCAUUGUGUUCUCCUCCUACAGUAACUUCUACCUACGGAAAGAAAAGCAGUUCAACUCGGGGACCAUCACGCUAAAGAUCCUUCCAAAGAUCGAGACGAAGGGCAUGACCUCUGAUGACAUCGCCUACCUCUCCGACAUGUCCUAUGACCUCAUGCGCUCCGUCUUCCUUGACAUCUCGGGCUCCGCCCCCCAUAGCCAGAGCAACAGCCCCUUAUCGCACCACUGAACAUCAGCGCCUCCUACUCGUCCACUACCCUCUGUCUUCAGACCUCAAACCCUUUCCCUGUCUGCUCUCCUCCGCAUCGUCCCAGUUCUCUCCCACCUGCCUACCAGGACAGAGCAGCUCUUACAUAAACUUGUCUCUGUUGUCUGUUGGUUCUGGUUGGUUCCUGGUCCCAGUCUAGGAUAGUGGCCUGCGGUCCUGACCUCUCAUUGCAGCGACCCGGUUGGUUCUGCAGGUUAUGAGUGGAGUGACGGACAUCAAGCCAAACCAAACUGAACAGUAUGGAUGUGCGUUCGUCAUGCAUGCCUUUGGGAUAGCUCUGUUGUCCACCUUUUCUUUUGAGUUUUUUUUUUUAAGUCUGUUUUUAUAAGAGGCUGUAUCUUUAUCAUUGCUUUUGAUUCUGUAUUUGUCCGUCAGUCAUUGGGCUUUCGCAUUUUACCCCUUCCAGGAAAUUCUGUUUUAAUUUUUCAUAAACGUUGCCUAUAUUUAUAUUUUUAUACGUUCCUCUGGUGUUGCCUUACCUUUUUUCGUAAUGCACUCAAAGAAACACACAACCACCCUGCUUAAAAUACAUGAACACUCAAGCACGCGCACACACACACACCCACAUACACACAAUCCCUUAUCCAAAACCUCACAAUCCAACCACACUGCUUAAACAUGCACAACAGUAUCCCCUACCCUACCCCAGUGUUUCCUCCCAGUUCUGUUGUGCAUUCCAGACUUUUGUCUCUGAAGGAAAGGAGGAACAAUGGGUGUGGAUCAGGUGCUCUUAAGGGGAGCUAGAGGGUGGAAUAUAACACAUCUUUACAUACAUAACAUACACAACCAUGUGAUCACAAUAGUCUGUGCCACUCCAAAUGAUGAGGGAUACAACAAAUAUACAAAGAAACAAAUAACCACAAAGACGAGAAUCACCAUCAAAGAAUUCUUGGACUUAAGUGGACUUUGUGCAUUGUCGCGUUACUAGACAGAUUUGUUUUUGUUCUUUCUUCGUUAUCCAACGGCCUAAGAAAUAACCUGCAUGUAACAUUGCAAAGAGAAGUGUUGUUUUUGUUCAGCUGUGUUCUAUAUUUUGCAUUAUAUUUCCUUCAUCAUAUGGUCUUGUUUGUUUUGGUUGUUUAAAAAUUGAGAAAUUGUACUUUUCUGUCUUCUCAAAGAUCUGUGCAUGAACCUAUUUAAAAAGUGUCAAAGGUGAUUUCAUGAAGUGCAUUGUCCAACUGUUCAUGCAUAACUGUUCCAAAGUGCAGGAUUCUUGUUGUACCAUGUCAAAGUGUGCUACUGUUUAAAUCAUGACACGGGGGAGAGUGACCGUGAUGUAACUGUUACGUUACAAAGUGUUGUAAUGACGGAAGUGUUUUAAAUGGAACAGUGAAAAUGGUUAAAGGGUGACCACAAGUGAUUUUUUUGUGAUUGAGCGGUUUUACGGUUUCCAAUGAAAUAGUUUUUUUACUGGUCCUCGCUACACUCCAGGACAGAUGGCAUCAGGAUAGUAGCGAGCAGGCUUGACAUCUCUAACCUAAUUUGAUGUGAUUAAGUUCUAUUUUUUCCAAGUCUGUCUUCACUUAUUUAAAAAAAAAAUCUAACAAACCCUCCUGGUUCCAGCCUACACCAAAAAUCACAAUAAGGUGAAAUAGGGUUGAAAGUCUAUAUCAACUGAAACCCAAAAACCUUUGUUUUGGUAACCCUGAUGAUUAUAGCCUGUUGUUAAGGAGUAACAUAUAGCCUGAACGUUUGUCCCGUAGCUUUUACAGGAAAUGAGAAAUUGCUGUAGAAACAUGUUCCGUCUUAACAAAACAGUAAAAAUGUAUGUCUUUGCUAAGUUUAAGGCAUCUUCUGUUAGGCCAAAUGUUUCUUAUUGUUACCUGGUAACUAGGAAUGCUGCUGUCAGUGUGGUUCUUAAUUUAAUACCGGAGAACCAGGUGCUUCACACUGUAGCUAAAUGGGUAGGAGGAAAGGAAUAUUUAUACAUACAGUACCUAUCAAAUGUUUAGGGUAGGUGUGUAAAAAAUUUUGACGGGUACUGUAUAUACAUAAGAUGGAAAUACAAGUGGCUUCGGAAAAUAUUCAUACCCCUUCACUUUCUCCACAUUUCAUUUUGUUAGACUGAAUUUAUAAUUAAAAAAGGUUUGGCAGUCUACAUUCAGUUUCACCUAAUGAGAAAGUGAAUACAAAUUUUUGGAGAUAUGUUCUGUUUUGUUGAAAAUAAAAUAAAUGAUUUCUCAUGUACAUAAGGAUUCAGACCCAUUCUUUAGUACUUUUUAGAAGCGUCUUUUGGCAGAGGUCACAGCUUUUAGUGUUCUUGGUAAUGCCUCUACCAGCUUUGCACACCUGAGUUUGGGAUUUCUCUCCAACUGUUCCCUGCAGAUUGUCUGCUUUGUCUGAUUGCAUAUGGGGCAUCGGUGAACUGCAAUCUUCAGGUUUCCACAAAGAUGUUCAAUCGAGUUCAAGUCUAGGCUUUCGCUGGGCCAAACAAGAACAUUCACAGACUUGUCCCAAAGCCACUAACAUUGUCUUGGCUGUGUGUUUUGGGUUCUUGGUGUUAUGCUGAAAGAUAUAUCUUUGUCCCAGUCUGAGGUCCUGUUUGCUCUGGGAUAGAUUUUCUUAAAGUGUCUUUCUAUAUGUUGCUCUAUUCAUCCUUCACUACAACCCUGACUAGUCUCCCAGUCGCUGAGAAGCGUCCUCAUAGCAUGAUGCUCCCACCAUCAUGUUUCACAAUAAGAAUGGUAUUGGCCUGGUGAUGAGCUGUACCUUGUUUUCACCAGAUAUUGCGCUUGGCAGUCAGGAAUAAUAGUUAGAAUUUGAUCUCAUCUAACCAGGGAAUCUUUUUUCGUUCACAAUGAUGAUGCCUACUGUGUUCCUGGGAGUGUUCAUUGCUUUAAAAUUAUAAUUUUUUUGUCUUCCCCAGCUCUAUCACUUGGCACAAUUCAACUUAGAGGUCUAUGAAGAGUUCUUUGGACUUCUUGGCUUGGUUUUUGCUCUGACAUGCACUCUGAAGUGUGGGACUUUAUAUAGACAGAUGUGUGCCUUUCUAAAUAAUUUCCAGUCAUUUGAAUUUCCUACAAAUGGGCUUUAUUCAAGCUUUAGGACUCAUCAAGGAUUAUCAAAGGACCCAGCAUGCACUGGAGCUCAAUUUCUUAUGUCAUGGCAAAGGGUCUGAAUACUUGGGUACAUGAGAUACUUUUAUUUGAAUAAAUUGGCACACAUUUCUAAAUCGUCUCUUGUUCAUUAUGGGGUACAUGGAUGUCAAAAAAAUUCAUCUGUUAUGAAUUCCGUCUAUAACACCACAAAAUGUGGAGAAAGCGAUCAGGUUUGAAUACUGUCUAGAAGUAUGGCAUGAUGGUUUUCUGACCAAUUGUGAUACACAAAACAGAAAUAAAAGGUAGUUUUUAUAGAUGGUGUUCAUUUUAGGCCUCUGACUAUUGAGGAACUGUCUGAAAGGUUUUGCAUUGUGAGAAAUAUUAGCCUGAUGUUCAAAGUAGGAUGGUGGUGAUUUGAGAGGUUUUAUAUUUUGUCAUUAAUAGACUGAUGGCAUGGAUUACUGUAAAAAUACUUUUUAUUUAAGGCAACACUGCUUAUUCGUAUUUGUAUCCAGAUGUUGAAAUGUUUGAUAUUCACUGACUUUACUGUUUGCAGCUCUUUGCCCGUUAGAAUCUUCAUUCUCAGAAUGUAUUUCAGCGUUCAGAAUUAUUUGUGUACCACUAACUGCAUUUAGCUAUUUCUUUCUCAAAAUUUAGUGCAAACAAUUGGAUGUUGUCUUGCAUACAGUUGUUUUCUGACAGAGAUUACAUUUAUUUAUUUAAGAUAAAGGUGGAAAUAAAUGUUGAAUUAGCUUAUCUACUGAAUAAAAUUAAAUGUAUUGUGCGCCCAGUCUUUUUGAGAAGUAGGGUUGGAUCAAUCAAUUCCUUUAUAAUUCUGUAAAUUCAGAAAAUAGAGGUAUUUUUUAACUCUUUAACUAUCCUCAAUUCACAGAUAAUUGUUUGCUGUUCAUUUCCUGAUUUGACUAAGUUUAAAUGGAAUUUAUGACUCUAACCUUGCUGAAUAGCUCAUGUAGUAGGGAAAACGUAAAUGUUUUGUCUGGUGAUAAACCUUAAUACAAAACUGCUUCUUAGUCAAGUAGCUGAAGUAGCUUUGGGGGCAUCUGCUGGACUCGAGGCUUAUUUGGUCACUGGAGUAAAUUGACUUCAGGUUUGGGCUUUACUCAUCCUUUAGUUCUUGAAGGUCAGUACCGCAAUGUAAUGAAAAUACAUGCGCGAAAUCAGUCAAAAUUUAUUAAAUGAAUCUGUGACUUUAGAUUUUGUUCAUAGAAGUGUUUCUUUAAAAUUAGCCCUUGUUUUUUUGUUUGUUGCUUAUCUUCAAAUGCCAUGGUGUUGUUGUUGUUUUUUUUAUGUUACAACAAAGAGGAUUGAUGGUUAAUUAAACAUUCUACCAAAAUUGUUUCAACCAAAUAUUAACUGUUAUUGGUAUUAGACAAUGGUCAAUAGUUAGCCUUUUAUUCAUUGUUUUAUUAUUAUAUUUUCAUAGACGCUUUGUAGCUGAACUUUCUUGUGUCAGCUAAAAGCAUCAGUAGUCUUGUUCAUAACAGAUUCUAAGGUGAUGUUGUCCACAUUUUGAUUAUGUCCAUAUUUCUGAAAGGUGGACUAUUCAAUGACUCAUUGUGAUCUAAUGUUGAUCACAUGCUUCGUGCUUUGCUCCUAAAAGUGAAGACAGAUAUCCUUUAAAAAAAAUCUUUAAGUUAUAGAAUCAAUAUUAGUCUUAAAUAUUAUUUCAGAAAUAUCUGUCAAAUCAUAUGCAUUUAGGGAGAAACAAAUGCAGGAACAAAUGUUACCAUAAAUAGAUGCAACAACUACAAUAUGGACACAAUCAGAAUGUGCAUAAGAUCUGGACAAAAUAUGCCUGUUAGCGCCAGAUACAAACAAGGCAAAUGAUGACCACAAUAACUUAAGUAAACAGGCUUUGACACUUGUUGGCAGGGCCUGGUUUAUUGAUCUGGCUGUUUACAAAAUGAUAUGAUAUUGGAGAAAGAUUGAGGGCUUUGUUCAAUCUGUAUUGUGGUAGUUCAGCGUUAAAGAAUGAUUGGGAUUUAAAGGCACUGUACGCAAGGCUUAGUGGAAUCUGAAUUCAUGGUAAAUGCUCCAUAGGUGGGCUCAGUCUGAAAUUACCUUUACAUUUCAUAUCUGUAACGCUUUAGAGAUACAGAUUCAAUAGUGUCUUUUAAGUAUACAAAAUAUUAAUAAAGCACUUUUCAUGUUGA